CUCACUCAGCUCCUCUCUCUCUCGUCUGACUCUACUUCUCUUUUUAGCAGCAAGUCAACAGGAUGUGUGCCAAAACCACAGCAGUGUCAGAAGAACUGUGAGCCUGUUUCAACAUGUUGAAGUCGAGUCUGUCAUAAUCAAAUGAACAGCACUCAAGGCAGCAGCAGCAGAUUACAGCUUUGACAGCUUUUUAACUGAUCUGGAAUGAAAAGCCCUCUCUUUGGACCAUACAAAGCAAAUGUGUGAUGGUUUCUUCUGCUUUUGACAGCACUAUUUCAUAAUAGAGUGACAUGUCAAAUGUGGGCUAAGUAAAUAGGGGUGGGCUGUGGUAAGAGGAACAGGAAGAGAGGAGACGAGAGAGAAGGUAGCAGUCAGACAGAACGGGCGAGAGCUUGUCACGUCGGCAUGUGAAACCUCUCAUACCAAGCUUCUACAUUUUUUUUAUUCAUACAGACUCUGAAAAGACAAGUGAGGAGGAAUAUGCUGUGCUUGGACUGCGGUGACUUUAGCAGAUGAUGCUGUGAGGGGAUAACGUUACAGGUAAGAACAAAUCUACAUUUAUUUGGGGUAACUUUAGGGGACAAAAUGAGAGUAAACUUCAACAGAGAUUAAAGAGAAAACACUGGUGAGAAAAAUCAGAUGCGGGCACAUUCUCAGACUGUUAUCACACACCUUUGUUGUCAAACAACUGAUGGAAAUAUAAGACUUACUGUUGGAUUUUCAGUUUUAACAUCUGUAGUCAACAUGUUGAAACCUGCCAAACUGGUUUCACAUACAUUUCUCAGUGAGUUAAGGAUACAAACAUCACAGUCUGCAUGUCUGUUCCUCUAUUUUGUGUUGUAGAAAUGUUUAAAAUAGGCUCCACCACGUCUCUGACCUACAAUCUUUUACCUAACCCCUAUUUCAAUGUCCUUCUUGUCAAGGUUUGACAGCGAGAUAAAUGGACUGUGCAGAGAUCAAAGUUGAAAUGGCUGAAGAGGAGCCGCAGAGCCCUCUCCACAUCACCGAGGAAGGAGACACGACCGAGGGUGUUACAGCAAAAAAGUCACACAUCAGUUCAGCUUUCAUUGUGCUGAGCGGCAGCGAGGGUUCGGCUCUGAAAAAGGAAGAGGAACACACGGGAGAGGACGAAAAAGAAGAAGAUGCUGCUGCGAGUAAAGUGUGUUUAGAAAAGCGGAGUCAAGAGGAAGGGGAAACUAAUGCAGAGGACUGUAGAGAAGGAGGUGAAAAACCAGAGGACACUGAGAACAUGAGCGAUGGACAAAGUAAAGAUGAUAGUAAGAGUGAGACGACAGGGAUUAAUGCGAAACCUGAGAAAACAAGCGACACUGAGGACAAGAACGUCGGAGAAACUGAGCCUCAAGUGGAUAAAAAAAGCUCAAGUUGUUCAGAGUCGGAAGCAGAGACCAAAAAGGUUUGUGGACUUCUUUGUUGUCUCUGUAAUAACCCAAUCAUGCAGCAUUUGUUUUUAUUGUCUGUACUUAACCAAGCAUCCACUCUGAACUCUGCGGGAAAAACAACCUCCCGGUGGAAAAAAAGCAGCUAUCACUUUGUUACAGAGCAUGUGGGAGUACGUAGGAGUUGAGUGAAUUCUUCUGCUGUGCCAACAAACAGUCUGUGCCACUCAGCGAGAAACCUUUUCCUCCCUCCCUCAUUCUUUCUCUGACACCUACCCGCGUGUUUCACAGGCUCACCGGUUAACCCCCGACUUCCCGGAGUCGCUGUAUGAGCUCCUCUGCACCCUCCAGGAGGGGAGGCGGCUCAAUGACCAGCGCUGCUCCUUCAGCCUGGAGGCCAGCGGGCUGAGGAGGAGGAGGUGCCACUCCGAGCCGAACACCGGCAAGCCAGCGCAGAGAGGUGAGAGAGAGCGGUGAAGCUAAUAGUGAAAUUGAGAUGAUGAAACUGGUGCAUUUGUUUCCACGUCGUGAUGCUGACUCAUUUUGAUCAAGCUCAAACAACCCAGAGCGGCCCUGUACUUUAUGACUCAAAAACCUUUAGAAACCUCUUUGUCUGACAUGUUUUUUUUUGCUUUUUUCUUUAACCGCUGACCACUGAAAGCCUCCUGCUGUGCUCUCUCAUUUCUCCACAGUCGUCUUUUCCUCCAUGACUUCGUUGCAGAAAGAGGAGUUCUUCGAGCUGGUGGCCACCGCUCAGGCUCGCAGGCUGGAUGACCAGAGGGCGCAGCUUGAAAGGUCUCCACCAAAAACAAAGGGCAGGAGUUUCAGAGGCAGCCUGAAGCAGCUCUCUUUUGUCAGGAGGCCUGUGUCUGCUCCCGCUCCUGUACCAACUCCUGCAGCGGCUCCUGUGCCCAAAGAGGAUCUGUACAACAUGAUCCUCACCACACAAGUAAGCAAGAUACAAGCUGUUGCAGCUAAAAACACAUCAAAGCUUCUGUCUCAUGCUAUUUUUAGUGGAGAAGUGAUUCACUUUGAACCUCAUUUUUGUGCAAUGAACUUCUACCCACAGGCUCAGGGCAGGCUGGAGGACCAGCGCAGCAGGGCUCCUGGACCCAUGGAUGACGAGGACUUCUUUUCCCUUCUCCUGAGGGUCCAAGGGGGACGCAUGGAGGAGCAAAGGACUGAAUUUCCAUGCCUGCUGCAAACCUGAGAUGAAAAAAAAGCACAAAAACUAUGGGGGAGCCAUCCAGUAUUGCAGCUUUUUUAGCUUUAUUUACUCUUACAUUAGUUUAUUUUUACCCUGAUGAUACUUUUUAGGGCUGUGUCAUCCUUCAUGAUCUUGGACAGUGUGAAAGCUUUUUGGAUUGAUGCUUGAGCGUUCAUGUUUGAGCAGUAGCGCUUUGUAAUGGUGCGAUUCCACCAGGCGGUCCAGUUUGGUUCAGUAAAGUUCAGUGUGUUGUAGUUUGGUAAAGUCGGAUCUUGCUGGUUGUACCCUUACUUUGCUGUGUCAGCGAUGCAAAAGCGUAAUAUCACAGCUGUGUAACCUGAUAGUAUUUUCAAUAAUAAGAAGAAUUUUAUACAGUCAAACAGCUCAGGAGAUGAUGACUUUUCUGACUAAUCAACAGGUCCACUCGGUACCCCAACAGACCAGCACCAGAAAAAGGAGGGUACGGAUCGACUUAUUUGGUACCUUUUCUUACUUUGAACAGCGGAAACUCAAAGACCAAACCAAACUGAGCUGAAGCAGACCUGCUUGGUGGAAACUAGGGCUGUCAUGGUGUCAGAUUUUCACGGCUAUAUUGGCCAGAAAACAUAAUAAUAACAACAUGAUCGUGAUAUUUAAGGAAACUUCAAAAUGAAAUAACAUUAUUGGUCAAAAUGAGGAAAGACAAAACAUGGUGCAGCUUUAUAAACUGAACCAAUUACCUUAUGAGUUGUCGUCCAUGUCUAACAAUACUCCAAUUUAAGUUUAAUAAUCAGCCCUGUGACUGAAACUGGAGGAGACUCUGGCUCAUUAAACGAUUGUUUGUCAUGCUUUUAUUUUGAAAAAUUUCCCUCCUCUGUCCUGGUUUCUAUAUACACUGCAUCGACAAACUAUGCUUUUAUUUUGAAGUGUCCUUCUUUCAGUGGAUUAUAAGUCGCAGAUCUAAUAGAAAGCUGUUAAAAGAACAAUCAUAAAGUCUAAAUGUUGAGUUAAUUAGAAACCUGAAGAGGCACGAGCUCCAACGUUGAUUUGCAGCUAAUCAUCGCCUCUCAAGGGGCGGCUUCAGCUCGCUCAUUAGCAGUCCACUACUUCUGCUUCGUCUCUCCUCAGUUUUGAGAGGAGAUACAAUCCUGUGUUUGUUUUCAGCAUGAUAUCAGUAUUUUAUUUCUUAAAGAUGUUUUCCUAAUCACUUCACUGGUACACUGCGACAGCCCUGGUAGAAAUGCACCUCGAGAGGGUCCUGAUGUGAUUGUGAAGUUUACUAGUUUGGUAUUUUAUUUUUCCUAGGAGCAAUAGGUAAGCAAUGCUUUUUCCAAAUCUUGUACUGAGAGUGAGUGAUGAGAGGUUGAGUGAUUUUGUGUUUGAGUGUGGAGGAGGUAGUCUACUGUUAAACACACCAGGGAUGGUGGGAAGUAGACAUAAGCUGAAAGGCCACAGAGCGUUCGACUGUAUAUGAAAAGUUCUCCUGCAGAAAAUAAACAGAUUGCAAAUGAGGGCAGCUUGUAUUUAUCUUUUAUUCGAUUUAUUUAAAUGUGAUCCACCAAAGUGUGUGCUUUUGAGGUGUUAAACACUGAAGUCUUUUAGUGUUUGAGUGAGAAUUAUGUGCCUAACCUGCUGCAGUCCUUCAACAGCUGAUCAUCAGUUAUAAUGAACUUGGAUUAAAACAUUGGAUGAACAUAAUUCAGAGUGUUUGUUUGCAAAGAGAAGCACUCAUAAUCUUUCAUUUAGGGAACAAAUAAAGCAAUAACAGAUGUGUAAAUUCUUCACAGACUAUGCAUAAUAAAACAGGCUUUAUCAAAGA
Xyrichtys novacula (pearly razorfish) is the source of this 4402-nucleotide messenger RNA. The record is from the annotation of a GenBank genome assembly. NCBI's taxonomy places the organism in Eukaryota, Metazoa, Chordata, Actinopteri, Labriformes, Labridae.